AGAGAGAGAGAGAGAGAGAGAGAGAGAGAGAGAGAGAGAGAGGUGAGUUAAACACGAAGGUUAUUUUGCAUGAGGGAGGAACUGCUUUGGACCAAAACAGUGCGGUGAAAUUAGCUGCAGAGCAAAGAAGCGGAAUCUUGUUUUAAAGCUGCGAGGAGCUUCUUCUUCUUCCAAACAUUACAGAAGAGGUGAAGGAUCAUGGGGAAACACAACAGCAAGCUGGCUCCGGAGGUUCUGGACGACCUGACCAAGAGCACCGAAUUCAACGAAGUAGAGCUGAAGCAGUGGUACAAAGGCUUCCUCAAAGACUGUCCCUCUGGCAUCCUCAACCUGGACGAGUUUCAGCAGCUCUAUGUUAAGUUUUUCCCAUAUGGUGAUGCCUCAAAGUUCGCCCAGCAUGCAUUUCGGACAUUUGACAAGAACGGUGACGGCACGAUCGACUUCAGGGAGUUCAUCUGCGCCUUGUCCAUCACCUCCAGGGGAAGCUUUGAGCAGAAACUCAACUGGGCCUUCAACAUGUAUGAUCUGGACGGGGAUGGAAAGAUCACACGCAUGGAGAUGCUGGAGAUCAUCGAGGCCAUCUACAAGAUGGUCGGCACUGUGAUCAUGAUGCGUAUGAACGAGGACGGGCUGACCCCGCAGCAGCGCGUGGACAAGAUCUUCUCCAAGAUGGACAAGGACCACAACGAUGAGAUCUCCCUUGAAGAGUUCAAAGAGGCCGCCAAGUCCGACCCCUCCAUCGUCCUACUGCUGCAGUGUGACAUGCAGAAGUAGAGAGAGGGAUGGGUAGAGAAACAGAGGGAGGGAGGGGAAGAGUUGAACUGAAACAAGAGAAGGAAGGAGGAUGAGAGAACAGAGGGGGCUCGGGAGGAAAGGGAGGGUUGCAGUUUUGGGAGGAGGCGGUAGGGAAGCUUUAUUUUUUCCUUUUUUGUUUUGAAGCAGUGAUGACAGCAGUUGUGACGCAGUGGACCUCUGAUUGAUGCCAUUCCUUUCCUAUAGGCCGUCCCGCCGUGCAGUACACUCGUGCAGCACCUCUGCUUCGGUCUAGCCGGGUGUCUUAACUAAUCCAAUCUGAUGAUCUGUGAAAAGAGGACAUUCCUUCAGCUCCUUUCUAGUUUUUCUCCUUGGAGGAUUUUCACACUGUGUUACAAUAUACUGCAGGUGCAAAGGUUCUCCGUCUUUUUAGAAGACAUGCACGUUCAUCUUAUUUCUCCCGACUGAAUGGUUGGCCAAGAUCUUAAAAAGAUUUAAUUGCAAGUUACCAUAGAUUUCAAUGGUCAGAAAACGUUUUGUUGCGCUCAUUAGCUUUCUUUAUGGAAGUUAGAUGAUAGGAUUGAUACCACUAUCAUAUGUCAAACGUUAAGCUACAGCCAGGAGAAGGUUAGCUUAGCAUUAAGACUGAAAACAAGGAAACAGCUCGCCAGACUCCGUUCAGAGGUAAAGAAGUCUGCUCACCAGCACCUCUACAACUCACUUAUUAACAUUUGAUAUACGAAGUGUGAAAACGAUAAGUUGCAGUUUUAAAACGGGGCUUUGUGGAGGCAGUGCUCCCCGCCAGGAAAUGGUUUGGCUUUUAACCCCGGGUGUAACUACAACUGGUCGUUUUUACACUUUGGGUUGUUCUUUAACUUCUGGAGAAGAGCGUGGCUAACUUUUUGCCCCGUUUCCAGUCGUUAUGCUAUGCGAAGCUAAAUUCUCCUAAAGUUUUCUGGCUCCAGCUUCAUAUUUAGUGUAACAAUAUGAGAGUGGUAUCGACCUUCUCAUCAAACGCUUGUCAAAAAAGCAAAUAAACAUAUUUUCCAAAAUGUUGAACAAUUCGUCUAAUGUGGAAACACAGCUGGUGUUUGGAUGCAGUGCACCAUGGGAUAGUUUAAAAAAAGGAAUGCCAUUAAACCAACAAAGGGCCUGUUGUUUGGUCCACAUGGUCCAGCUAGAGUUAAAAAUGGUUUGUUGACAGAGAGAGAAUUAUGUAAACGACAAUACCAGAGGCUUUGUGUGUGUGUGUGUGUGUGUGUGUGUGUGUGUGUGUGUGUUACGGUGCCCACAUGUUUGUGAGUAUGUGAGUAUGGACAUUUCACGGGCGAAAAAUACACUUUGUGACCCCAGAUCAAACUGGCCUCUCUGCUUGUGUCUGUGUUUUGCGUUCACUUAAUCCAUCAACAGCCAAAUCCACAACCAGUUACAUGGCGCCUAAAGAAAAGCGUUUCCCAUAGAUUACAGCACGGUGUCUGUCCACACGCGCUCCCUGUCCGAGUGUGAGGCGGGCAGGUGACGAAUGUCUCAGACGGCUGCCUCCAGCAGCAUGGUGAGGCAUACUGAUGUGCUGCUCAGUGGCUUCUGGCUGCGCCUAAAUCAAUAUCUUAUCAAAAUGAUGACAUUCUUUUUAUACAAAGGCCAUGUAAUUAGGUUAGAGUAAAGCUCCUUCACUUAAUGUUCUCUUUAUGCCUCUCUUUGGGAUUAGCUUUAUUUUAAUGCCAGUUCAACAGGAAAUGAACAUUUGACAUUUAACUUCACAUUACUAAUAGUAUAUAAUAAUUGUUAGAUUAAGAAGACGAAUGACAUGAAAUCACUGCAUCAGCUUGUCGUAAUUAAAGCCUGCGUGUAGAUUUUAAUGUGAUUAUCUUCACAUUUUUCUGCUGCCAUUAGUUUUUGAUUGACUGAUGUGUUGUUUUCCGUGGAGUGCAUUUCUAUCCCCAAUUAUAACACUUGGAGAAACCAAAGUCAGAAAUUUGUAAACAUUACACACUGCGGCUUUAAAGCCCCAUAAAACUUCAUCUUAAGCAUUUCUUAACAUACUUUUUACUACUAAAUCGGCUAAAAUCAAGGUUCAAAUUUGGAAAAUAACAUCUUGAGUUCUUAUUUAUUAUAUUUUAUUUUUGGUUAGGUACUUGAAAUAAGGUCUGUGGUUAACACAAGCUUAAGAGAUUUUAUGGUUUUGUUCUACGACAUGAAACACGUCAGUACUUACCCACUCUUGAACUUUGUGAAGCGUCUUCAAAGAGGCGGUUGCUAACAAGUGGCUAACGUUAGGUUUUUACUUUCACAUUUACUCUUCACUAAUCAUAAAAGUGGUGUUCAUUUGUGAAGAUCAUCUUGCUGAACAAACACGUGAAAGUAUCGCAAAUAAUUGUUUGCCGCACAGCUAAUUUUCAUCAAUGAUCCAAUGAUGAAACGACAACAAUGUCUCUGUUGAAAUAACCACAACGUGGACAAAUAGUCGUGUUUAUGUGGAACUCAAACACUCGAUGUAAGAAGCUGAUUGAUAAAAUGUUUUCGAUACCUUUAAUUAAUGUAUCAGAGAUGCAACCUGUCUUAUGAACGACGACCAAAAUGAUUUUAUAACAAUGAAAUAACUUGUUCUUUUGAGUUGUUUCGUCAUUGGAUUGAAUUUAUCUGUUGUUAUAGAUCACAGAUUAUUAAAAAAAAAUACAAAAAAAUACAAAAAAGAAAGAAAAAAAUAAGUUUGUAUUAGUUUUGGUAAUUAUUUAAUGAACAUGUUUACAUUUAAGCAGAACCAGAAAAAGGGAAAACAUAAAGAAACAUAUUAAACCUGAUCUCCCGAAGGAGCCACUAGAACAACGUGGAGCGGGGGGGGGGGGGGUAAUCAGGACAGUAACAGUAACGGUAUUUCUCGGAAAGGCCAAACCUGCCUCCGCGAUUCAAUAUUGUUUCACAUGAAAAGCUGAUGUGGACGUCUCCCCCUUCCUCUCUGUCCUGCUCUCCCCCCCUUUUUGUCUUCUUCCUCCCUAAAUGUCAGAGAGGAAGCGCUUUGAGGUGGAGGGAGAGCAACUUUGCUGAGCUCAGAUCUAAAAAAUCAAUUUGAAAAAGAGCAAAAGGUUGAAGAGGAAGCCUUGGGUGCUCUGUGUGUGUGUGUGUGUGUGUGUGUGUGUGUGUGUGUGCGCUCACCUGUUUGUGCAUGUAAAUGAUGGCAACUAGAACAUGUGUAAUGCGAGCUGUACAUUGAAAAUGAUUGCAGAAAAUAAAAUCUGUGCAAAACACAAAUUUACGAUACUUCAGCAAGAUACUCUUCACAAACGAACAUCACUUUUAUGAUGUUUAAAGCGUGGUUUAGGCUUAGCGUACAAUGAAGCAUAUUCCUUAUUAAGUUUGAAACUAUUGUUAUCACUGUUGGUUAUUGUUGGUGUUAUGUCACUCUUGAAAGCUAACUAUAUAUUCACAGAAGUAAAUACACAGUAUUGGCUGCAGAUUUUCGGUCUGCAGAACGUAGGAGAGACCAACUUUCCUUAGAAAUGGUGAUGAUCGACAUUAUUGGGUCAUUGAAAGGUUAGAAGGAGAAAUUAGUUUAAAAAAAGAUAAUCAGCGCUAAGAGAAUCAGACAGAAGUUAGUUUGUGAACAAUUGACCAGCCUACAGUUAGUAUUAGUUGCUAUUAACUUCCAGGUCAGUCACCUGAGUGAGGAACCCCACAACUCUUCAACAACUGUUUUACUGAAUCCCACGAGCCUUGUAUUAAUAAUUCAGACUCAUUGGGUCAGACCGUUGCGUCAGACAUUUGACUUCCCUCCUGUCAGCCAAUCAGAUUCAUCUCCUCCUUCCCACCCAGCCAAUGAACAUGCUCCCUCCCUGACGCUAAAGAAGGAGCCUCCUCUGUAAUGUAAUCAUACAACUCAAUGUACAUUGACGAUACGAGUGUCAUCAUAUUUAAGAAUAUAAACAAAUAUAAUAUGUAAAUGUACCACUAGCUUAGAUCUAAUUUCAUACGAUGACACAGCUCUGUGUGUGUGUGUGUGUGUGUGUGUGUGUGUGAGAGAGAGCGUGAGCCUGAGUAAUAACUGAGUGCUUGUUAAAGCUCAGUGCGUGCUGUAUGCCGGGACACUUUUGCGGCCAUGUGUUUUGUAUUUGUAUAAUUUGUGUAACAAGAGAUGCCUCAAGUUUAGUUUAACUUUGUAAAAAGUGUGUGUGUCACACCGAAGCACUGAGUAUUAUUACCCACCUGCACCUGCUUUUUGUGGUCUGCUGGUGUUCGGUUUGUACCGUCUCCAAUAAGAGACGCGUCGCUUUGUUUGCUGUAGCCUACUGUUGCCGUUCUACUCACAUGGGUGAGCAUCAAAGAUCAAAACUGACAACGUUGUUAUGUGAUGCAAACAACCUCAUUAGUCCCUUCAGUCUUGUGUUUCAGUUUGAGUGAGAUAAAUUUAUCUUUCCAUUUUUAAUUGAUGUCAUUUCACGCGCAAAUGUUCAGUUUUCUUACCUGAUGUGUUUGUAUCCAGUGAAAGAAGGAGCAGGACCCGUCGUUGGUGUGAGAACAUCCUGGUACGAAACACACGUACGUUAAAAGAGCGUCGCUGACCAAGCUGCGUUAUUUGCCGCCUGAGAACAGGUUGAAAACGCGCCACAUGGGUGCUUUUUAACUGGCAAAUGUUUUCUUGCACUUAUUUAAGAGAAAAACAAAGACAUAAACUUCAGGUUGACACAACUACAAUGAACGUCUCGCAAAUUGUUUGCAGUCCACGAAUAUUGUCACCCGUAAAGUACAGUGUUUUGACUCACAAUGUUAUCGCCAUAGACUUGGUUCAUCAGACUAUCUCACGUUGUUUGAUGAGAACAGAUUGGCUCACAAAGUGGCUUCGCCAUGUGAUGAUCUCCACCCUCCUCCGCUGAUUAGCUUCUGUCCGUCCUCAUUAGCGCUGGUUCAGCGCGAGGGAGCCACUUUGACUUUCCUCUCCGGGGCUGCACACACAAAUGUACUUCUGUUUUGUUGUUUUGAUUGCUUUCGCAUCUGCUGUUGUUGUUUUUUUCAUGCAAUAUCCAAUUCAAAACUACUUAGACUAAAUUCAAUAUUUACUCCUUAGAUUUUAUGUGCCAGAGAUGGGAUUGAACUGAAAUACGAUUGCUGUGUUUGUGUGAGGUGGAGUUAAUUAAACAUGAAGUGAUGCAGUGCAUUAGUACUCAGAGCUGUUAUGACACAUGAAUAUGAACAUGAAUAUUUUACUUUUAUUUUGACAGGGGGGGGGUCAUAUGUGCUCGGUUGUGCAAUAUAAAUAUAUUCUUCAACAUUUCUCUAUGAUGUUCAUGUAAAUGUCUAUUUGUCCAGUCUGAUGAUUUUGCUUUUGUUCUCUUUUAUUGUUUUCAAUAUUGUUAAGCUCCUAGAACAAAGACAAUGUAAUUAUUUUUGUUACAUAGAAUAAAACACAUGGAUGUCGA
Anarrhichthys ocellatus (wolf-eel) is the source of this 6164-nucleotide messenger RNA. Its product is annotated as visinin-like protein 1. Bases 199 to 774 code for a protein of 191 amino acids. The record is from RefSeq and is a predicted model, not a curated record. NCBI's taxonomy places the organism in Eukaryota, Metazoa, Chordata, Actinopteri, Perciformes, Anarhichadidae. Gene Ontology annotation, molecular function: calcium ion binding. The transcript is spliced from 4 exons.